Molecule: messenger RNA, 3603 nt
Organism: Cladocopium goreaui
Lineage: Eukaryota; Dinophyceae; Suessiales; Symbiodiniaceae
Source: the annotation of a GenBank genome assembly
AUGGCCAGCAGGGUGCAGGAGCUGGGAGGUGCUGAGAUCAAAGCCGUGACGGACUGGGAUGGCUAUGGCCCAGCCUGGGAUGGCUACGGGGACGAGGCUUCUCCAACGGAGGAACUUGAGCCCAAGUCCAAAGAGGCAGAUGUGACUGAUGCUGUCGACAAGCUGCCGGAGGCUGCUGAAUCGGUUCCAGAGCCAAGGCAGGAUCAAAAACACAUCUUCAUUACCAGUCAGCCCGGAACUGGUAAGACCACACUGAUUCACAAGCUUCUGCAGAAGCUCACUGAGGAAGAUGGUGAAGGUGGAGUUGACAUUUUUGGCUUCUACACCGAGGAGGUCAAAGAUCCGGAGAAUCCCAAGCAGAGACUGGGCUUUGAUGUGGUCCGAGUCGGCGAAGUGGAGGAAGGGGCUCCAAAGCGAGCAGUCCUGGCGCGCGUCGGACAGGCGCUGCCGAAGGUGGGAAAAUACACCGUGGACGUCGCAGCAUUUGAGGCCUUCGCACUUCCUGCCCUGGAACCUCCAAAGGAGGAGAUCCCGCUGCCUUCGCAGCCGCGACUCUAUCGGCCGCUGGAAGAAGCAGUGGAAGAGAAGGUGGUGAGUCUCCUCUAUGAGCCCGGCGAUGACGAGGAAGGUGCCAACAGCCGAAUUCGCCUAGAGUUUGGAGAGGAGCUGAACGUCCCACCUUCAAGUUUGCGGGAGGUACCAACCGGAUGGAAACAUCCAGAUGAGGAGGAAGAACCAGUCCCUCGACUCUGCGUGGUUGAUGAGGUGGGCAAGAUGGGUUUGCUGUCUGUCCAAUUUCCCAAGACCUUGUCCCGAGUUUUAAACACGGACGUGGUGCUUGCAACUGGUGUGCAGACUGCCAAGGGACAGCGCGACCCUGAGGCGGUGGAAGACAUCAAGAAGCGCAAUGGCUGUCGAGUGAUCAAGCUCACUCGCAACAACCGCGACUCCCUGGUGGACCAGACCUACGCACAACUGCGUGAGAGUCUAGGACUGGGUCCACCUGGUACUGGCAAGCCUCGUGUGAGAACGAAGAAGAAGAAGGAAGAAGAACGUAAGGCCAAGGAGAGGGCCGAGCGCGAAGCACGCGAACAAGAGGAAAAAGAAAGAGAAGAAGCCGCUGAGAAGGAAAAGGCUGCAAGGAGGGAGAGGCAAAUGGCCAAGGAAAAGGCACGCGCAGAGCGCCUAGCGAAGGAACGAGCUGAAAGGGAGGUUGAGGCGGCCAAGGCUCGAGCCGAGAGGAAGCGUCGUGCUGAAGCUAGAAAGAAGGCCAUGGAAGAUGCCAAGAAUGGCGUGGUUCCCUGUGUGGAGCAUGAAGAUGCAGAUGAUGUGGAGGAGAUGGCGCCCUCCUUCGAUUUGGUGGAUGAUGCCAUCGAGGUUGAGGAGGCUCCACGGAAGAGACGGAGGGCCUUGAGCAAGGGUGGAUCAAUGGCAUCCCUGGCCUCACCUUCACCGGGGUCACCAGAGGCCUCUCCAAUGGAUGCAUCUCCGGCUGAGGCGUCUCCCUCCUCGCCCAUUGAGCCACCAGCUCCUCCUCCCGUGACCGUGCAACCGGCAGUCGGCCGCACGGCCUUCCCGGACUGCACGUUGCUUCUCCAAAGCAGCACGGGUGGUGAGGCUGCAGGAGCUGCAUCCCAUCUUGGCGGUUUCAUGUUGAGUCCCCUAGGUCUGAGAGAUGCGACCAACACGGCGCUGCACCGGGGUAAGUUGGACCGUUACCUCUGGUGGAGCUACGCCUCAACGGCGCGCCAGCGCCUGCGGAGCUUCGGCCGGGCGCCGGAGGGCGCGGCCGCUUCGGCCGCGAGAGAUGCCACGGAGGUGGUCAUGGCCUGCGCCAAGGCUCGAGUGGAAUCGCACACUGGCAUCUACAGUGCUUGGAUGAGGGCGGUGCUACGCCACGGUCGCACCAGCGCUUGGUCCUCCCAGCUGGGCUUCGUCUGCAGCAGCGCUGCGACGUUGAGCCGCGCGCAGCUUUGGUCACAGGAGGCGCAAGAGGAGUUUUGGCUGACGGCCUUCCCCCAUCUGAUCACCGAGCGUUGGAUCGACCACGGCGCCGUGGUGUCCGCGGCCGCGGCCUUCGCGCUGGCCGCACCGCUUGGCAAUGCGUGGGGAACGGUGAAGGAGGAGGUCUUUGAGAUCUUGGAAAGUCAACUGCUGGAGCAACCUGCAUUGCUAUCAGCCCAUGACACGGCUCUUUUCCUCUGGGCUGUGCGCCGUGUGGGGCGCGGCAGCGCAGAGCUCUGCCGCAAAAUGUGGCAGAACUUGGAGGGUCGUCUCAGCGAGCUCUCACCGCGGCUCUUGUGUUCCCUGGCGCAUCAUGUCAACGACGGCAGCGGCGCGGUGCAGCUCCUGCGGUCGCUCAGCCGGCGCAAAGGAUCCGAAUCGCUGCUCUGUGAAGCUGCUGGAAGCUUCGCCACGCGUGGCUUGAUCUCCGCCGCAGAUCUGUGGCCCGUGGUGGAAGUGGUCGGCCCCAAAGUGCCGCAGAUCCUGGCCACGGCGCGCGCAGAUUUGCUAAAAGCUGCACUUUUACUGGAGAUCACAGACGAAGCUUUGCUCUUGGCUUUGCAGCAACCCAAUGGACCCGAAGAAGAAACCCAGGAGGAGCCCUUCGGGUCCCUGCUUCCGUCAGUUCCGGAGUUGGGCCCCAUUGGUGAGCCCUCGGCCUCUGUCCGAAGCGCCUUGCUGCAACUGGAGUCGCAGGCUCUACUGCCUGGCCUUGCUGAUGGCCGGCGUAGCGUGGGUAGCGUUGGCGCCGAGAGUCUCCGGAGUCUCCGGAGUCUCCUGAGCGCGUCGUCACCAGUGAAGAUGAUGGGGUUGGGAAGGUUACCUUCAAGCUGGGCUGCAAGGACCCUGUGGGCCUGUGCUCAGUUGGACGUCCAGGUCGAGCUGAAACCUUUGGUGGUGCACUGUGAGAGCUGCCGCUUCUUAGAGGCCUGCGAUGCCGAGGAACUCCUGAGGCUGCUGCCUGUCCUCCCCGCCCUGGACGCCGUCGCAGCGUCGCUGCUGGUCACCGUCGCGGCGUCUUUCGCCGCGGCGGUGCGGGAGCAAAAGCUGUCGCCGCAGCAAGGCGCGCACGGCCUCUUGUCCCUCAGCCUGCUAUCUGCAUCCAGCGGUGAAGUGUGGGACGCUCUGGAAGAUCGGGAGCUCUCAACAGCGUCGCGGAUGGAACUCUGCUUGGCGGCUCUGUUGGAGGCGGUGAAUCGAGGCGAUGAACCAAUCGACGUUACCCGAGUGCAGCGUUUGCUCCAGAAAAGCCGCCACCUGAGCGGGGCGAAUUUGUUGCUGUUGCAGCUACUGGAGGCCAUCUUCUCCAAGCGUUGUGUGGCAUGGCCAACCGUCGCCGUGCCGAAGAAGGUGCUUUCUAUAGAGGAGAGACCUCCCAGCUGGUUGAUUGCAGCCAAGGCGUCCCGCAGAACAGAGGCUUGGUUCAUGUUACUUUUGAAGAAACCAGGCUCCGCGCGUUGCGGCGCGCCGGUCACGCUUUCAUCCAAGACGUCCGCUGUGCUGAAUACGGCGCGGCAGCGUCUGGAAGCCAUGCUGCUGGAAAAAAGCCAUGCUGCGCACAACGAAGGGCUCGGGGAAGCUGAACGGGGUUGUAGCUAA